AUCAACUUUCUUGAUCUACCUUAACAGCUGUGAGUCUAAACUUGCAGCCCCACAGUUGUACUGCGACUCAUAGUCAGUAGGAGAAGGGGACUUGAAUCUAGGACAGAGCAGUCUGGCCCAUUUCCCUUCGAACCAGAGGCAGAGAUCUGCGACAGGGGGAGAGAAGACACUAGUCUUAGGCGGAGAGAGAAAAAGGAGAAGAGACUUUGUGGGAAGCUUGCUGCAGUCACUGAGGAAAGAAGCCCCUGGGACACAGACCAGUGUGUUCACAUUGCAGAACAGUCAUUUUUAUAGAUUUCUUUUGUAUCUUAUCAGGGGAAGAAUAUUCACUGAGCAGAAAUCUCAUCACCUGGAAACAUGCAGAAGCGCACAAAGAUAAAGAUUGCCAUUUUCGUGCUGAUAGUGGGUAUGGCUUGCAUGUUCACUGCGGUGGUAACGGACCACUGGGCAGUGCUCAGCCCACGGGUGGAGAGAGUCAAUGAGACCUGCGAGGCGGCCCACUUUGGCCUGUGGAAGCUGUGCAAGAAGUACAUCUAUAUCAGCGAAGAGAACUUCGUACAGGGGCAUGGCUGUGGACCCAUCAGCCUGCCUGGAGUGGAAAACUGCACAUACUUCAGACACUUCACUCCCGGGCAGGAUGCUGAGAUAUUUGACUAUAAAACACAAAAAGAAUACAACAUCUCGGCUGCAGCCAUCUCCAUCUUCAGUCUAGCCUUCAUGAUCUUUGGCUCUCUGUGUCUGAUGGGAUCAUGUACCGGCAAAGGCAAAGGCAAAGGAAGAGACUACCUCCUUAAACCUGCUGGCAUGUUUUAUGCAUUUGCAGGUCUCUGUUGCUUCAUCUCACUGGAGGUGAUGCGUCAAUCAGUUAAACGCAUGAUUGAGAGCGAGGAAACAAUCUGGAUUGAAUACUACUACUCCUGGUCAUUCGCGUGUGCCUGUACUGGAUUUGUCCUCCUCUUUCUCACUGGCUUUGCCCUGCUGCUUCUCUCCAUGCCGCAGAUGCCUAGGAAUCCAUGGGAGACUUGCAUGGACGCCGAGCAGGACCAAGUGGAGUGAUGACGGACAGAUGAUUACAGGAUUUGAGGAGAGUGACUGUGUCUAUUGUUUUGAAUACAUAUUCAAGGAUAGGUUCAAUUCAAGAACAGGCCAUAAAAUGGUAACGUCAUGAUGACAGAAACUGGUUUGGGGAGUGGAUGGACCAUAGCAAUGAAGGGACAUUUACCUCACUACAAUUAUAAAGCAACUUGAAUAUGGGGCGUUUUCGGAGUUAUGAAUGUCCGCCUUGUCAUGCAUGUCCAACUAGAGCGUAAAAUAUAGCAAUCCACUUUGGUGGGGUUCAUGUUGGUGAUCACAACUUAAAUCUGACAUGAAGCCUCAUAACCACCAUACUUCUCAAAAAGAGCCAACCUGGUCUAAACAGCACUUUUGCCUUUUACUGCUUGUAUAUUUAAACAAUAUCUUGAAAAGGCAAACAAUUAUUUAUCAAGUCAGUUUUGGAAGAUGGUUUUAACAUCAUUAUGCCCUGACUUAGUUAAAAAGUCGUAAAUAUAAUUAGAUUCUUUGACAUUUUAAGAAUAUAGUUCAUACAGUUAAGACCAGACAUCUACAUGUGUGAUAUGAUGUGUGUGAUAGUGCACUUUGUAUGAUAUUUUGUAGAUGUCUAAUGUUCAUCUGUUGAUUUUUCAAUGGGAUCGCUCAAGGAAUCAAUUACUUACUAGAAGUAUCAACAAAAUGUGUUUCUAAUUUCUAAGAUUUGAAAAUUAAAGAAAGUCCCAUUAAAAUAAGAACUUUGUGAAUAAACGACUGAUUUCAGGCGAGGCAGAUGCACAGAGCAGGUUUGUGUGUGUGUGGUAGGCUGAAUGCUAAACACCCACACACUCCGUGUUGGACAAGCUUCAGCUCUAGCAGGUGCACAUACAAUGCCUUUUACUUUUUUGUUGACAGCUUACAAACCAAACCGAUACAAAAAAUGCUCUGUUCUGUACAUGCGUCAUCAUGACCCAAUUGAAACACAUUGGUAUUUGCAUCGGUUCAACUACAUUUUCUCCGUGUGAAAGAAGUGUAUGGAGAUCAGAACAUCUGACACAGGCUCAUGCUCUGUAUUUGUGUGUCAGUUUUGUUUCAGAAUGGAUUUUCACUAGCCAGUCAAUUCAAAACACAAAUGUACAUACGUUUUUACAAAGCAAGCAAACAUUUGUUUUCAUCGACAUUACCUACUGUACAACAUCGUUUAUUUAUGUGAAAAGCCUGCAGCUAUUGGUAAGAGCAACCGUCAAUGCCAUCAUAGGUUUGUUUAGUGCAAGUCUAUUUAAUUAGUUGUAUUUAUUUUUGACUGAGUUGUAAGAUUCAUUUCACAGAAUGGAAAAGUGAAAUAAAUAACAAAAAAAUAGAAUACCUAUUGUAAUGGUAAUUGUUGAAUUUCAUUUCUAUGUUUUUUCUGAAUAUUGAAUGUUUUUGAAUGCAGCAUAUUCUGUGUGUUUCUUAUGGGCUAUUUCUUUGUAACCAAAAAUAAAUCUUAAUUAGCUUUGGAAA
This is a messenger RNA of Gymnodraco acuticeps, 2532 nucleotides long. Its product is annotated as voltage-dependent calcium channel gamma-1 subunit-like. The record is from RefSeq and is a predicted model, not a curated record. Gene Ontology annotation, biological process: regulation of calcium ion transmembrane transport via high voltage-gated calcium channel; calcium ion transmembrane transport. Lineage: Eukaryota; Metazoa; Chordata; Actinopteri; Perciformes; Bathydraconidae. The coding region runs from base 358 to 1056 and encodes 232 amino acids. Gene Ontology annotation, cellular component: membrane; L-type voltage-gated calcium channel complex. The transcript has 4 exons. Gene Ontology annotation, molecular function: voltage-gated calcium channel activity; calcium channel regulator activity.